Molecule: messenger RNA, 1035 nt
Organism: Adineta ricciae
Lineage: Eukaryota; Metazoa; Rotifera; Eurotatoria; Adinetida; Adinetidae
Source: the annotation of a GenBank genome assembly
AUGUCAUGUACUUCUAACAACACACAUAUACCAGAAAUCUUAGGUGCACUUUUAGUUGGAUCUGCUGUUAUAAUGCUACAUCCACAAGGUGAUAAAGAUAUUAUAUAUAUUUCAACCGUAUUACAACAAAAACAAGUUUCCUAUAUGCAAACUGCUCCAGAAUAUCUCAAUUAUAUGUUAGAAUUUCUACUAAAAUAUGAUUGUCUAAAGUUUAAUACGCUGCGAAAGAUAAAUAUUAGAAAUAAUAUUAAUACAAUUCCGUCAAUUGAGAAAUUAUACAAUAAUUUGUGCAAGGACGUCAAUAUGUGGAAUUCAUAUGGUUCAACAGAAACAGCGAUUGACUUCACAUAUCAUUUUAUCGAUAUAAAUGAUAAAAAAGCUAUUCUUCCGAUUGGAUAUCCACUUUGUAAUUAUAAGUGCAUCAUUCUUGACGAAUUCUUACAAUCAGUGACAACCGGACAAAUAGGCGAAUUAUUUGUACGAGGUGCAGGUACCUCCGCUGCUUAUCUUGGACACAAUGACUUGACAACAAGAGUAUUUGUUGAUAUCGAUCACGAAUUAUUCUUUCGAACAGGUGAUCUUGUUCGAAUGGAUAAUAAAGGUCUUCUUUAUUAUAGAAGAAAUCAAGAUCAUCAAAGUAAACUACAUGGGCAUUAUAUUGAUCUUAAUGAAAUCGAACAAUGUCUAUUUGAACACACGCUUGUCUCUGCAUGUGUUGUAUUUAUAUUGCAUGAUACUUGUUUAGUUGCUUACAUUCAAAGUUCUAAUAUUGAUGAGAAUCAAUUACGUGAAUAUUGCCAAUCACGUUUGCCACCCCAUAUGAUUCCAUCAGUAUUUGUUAUACUCGAACAAUUACCUUUUAGUCAAAAUGGAAAAAUAGAUCGAAAACUUCUACCCACACCUCCUUUAUCUGCGAUGACGAAUGUCAACCAGUCUGAUUUAUUGCUAUUAACGCCACUUGAAAAUGCUUUGCGAUGUAUUUUUAGCGAAGUAUUUAAGAGAGAGUCCAUGAGUACACCACCCAAAACAUCAUAG